CCAGGCUUGACGUUCUCCGCCAUGUCCAACACGCACAAAGGCGACGACCCUCGCGAUGCCUCAUUAGAGACGCCUUUCAGGCUGCCUCAUACAUGGUAUUCUGAGAACGGUGACUUGUUCGGCCAGGCUGGCGUCAUGCUUUCUGGCUUGAUUGCCGUCACGCGCAACCCCUACCUCGGCUGGCCUAUCGCUUUGCUCAGCUUGAACCAGUACCUUAACAGCCACCCAAUGCGCACGAAGGAGGGCUCAAGCGGCUUGUCGAACGUUGUCCUGUGUGCCUGCGCCGUCAUUGCGUCUUACGUCCCCAUGUUCAUGCUGCAAAAGGCCCCACAGACGCAGGCUGCUUAAUACAAGACUGCGCGCUCCCCAUAAUGAAAAGCCCGAGUGUGUCGGUGUUGCCUCCGGAAUUCCUGAACAAAGUCCAGCAAGUCGUCAAGCAUCUACUCGUCGUCGCUAGUCACGAGCACCUUC
Molecule: messenger RNA, 471 nt
Organism: Schizophyllum commune H4-8
Lineage: Eukaryota; Fungi; Basidiomycota; Agaricomycetes; Agaricales; Schizophyllaceae
Exons: 6
Coding region: 22-348 (108 amino acids)
Source: RefSeq, a predicted model, not a curated record